CAGUUUUCAUUGGCUGAGCCUAGCAAGCUCUGCUGGUGUGGACCAAUCAGAACUCAGUGGUGGGUGAUGCUGAGCACCCAGCCUGAGCUACACGAGUAUACAAGACGCAUCACCCGCUAUGUCACCUGAACAGUCUAGGAUUAUUUUCCACUUCGACCUCUUGUAAGAUUUCGAUUUUGGGGAGAAAGUAAACCUGGGAUGGCACCGGUGCUGCCAUGAACUAUAACAGUGCUGAAGGGACGGAGGGUGUGAGCCCUGGGGGCAGUGGGCGACCGCUGCCACACCUAAGAUGCCACUGCGGGAAGCAACUUGAGCGCCGCCGCCACCACCGCUACUGACUCUCCACACUGGUGUCUGGCGUCUGAAACACUCUCCCCUCCCCACACACACACACCGUGGACGCCACCUUCACAUCUUCUGAGGUACCUCACUUCACCGCUGGUGAGCCGCCAGCACAUCAGCGCCGGGCUCAUCCCUCUCCUAGUCCGGCUUGCUGAGGUCUUCCAGUCUGCAACCUUCCGCUCAUCAGGUGUGGUGCCAGGGCAGUGCCAGGUUUCCCCCACCUAGUCGUGCCUCCUGUGUUUGGAAUUGACCUGGUUUCCUCGACACCUGCACGGCCCGCUCACCAGUCCAACGCACCGUCUCAUACCUAUUAGUAAGGUCAUCUUGUGCACGUCUUAAGUUCGUCGUAGCGAGGAUAUGGUUCAGGAGGUGGCGACGAAAAAAGUUGGUUUUCAAGAACGAACCAAGUAAGUCUUUGAACGCGAGAGGUGGUGAGUUGAAUCAGGUCUUGCUCACCACAUUCAGGAGUACACAUACACUUCAAUGUUAAUUGUGUCGAACAUUGUCCACACAAGUAACAGGCGUUAUUAAGAGUCUGGUACUUAGCACCACGCGGUGGCUGCCUCGUGUCUAGUGUGUACAUACGUGCGUGCAUGUAUGUGCACGCAGAAUCCCGCAGUAGAGGAUCGAAGCCGGGUGGCCUAGAUAUCUUGGGUACGUUUGUAGCGGACUGUACACGCGCAGUGUCCUUUCUGAAGGGAAAGCUGUGAUAUCUGGGCUCCUCUGCAACGUUAACCUAAAGCCAGACUCUCUUCUAUUGACCAGUGCUGUAAACUCUUCUGCAUGCUCACAUCUUAAGAGAUGAGCAGCUGUUACUUCAUGUUUUAGAAAUAUUAGCUCAUGUUGUAAAUUAAAUGUAACUAAUAUAAAAAUUAACCAAAGGAACAUUGAAUGAAAAGCGGUUUCGUGUGACGUUAAAUUAUUCUCUAGUUCAAGAAUUAAGCAGUACAUAACACUGACUCCUCUCACGUGCAGAUUUGGCAGUGAAUAAUCAUGCGUUAUUGUGUGUGUAACUGCAGCAAGUUAACACUUGACACAACUUGACGCUAAGGAGGAUCGUAAAGUUUUCCUCUUGCCUCUCCAGGUAAUCAGUCUUCCCAGAUCACUGUAGUCCGUCCCAGUAGUGGUGACAGUGCCCACCCCUUUAUGUGUACCUGCUUCACUUCCAUAGUAUUUGUUACAUACGUGUGUGCAUGCAUAAACGUUAGGUUGUGCUCUAACACUACCUAUACAGUUGUUAACCUUAUCCAUAACUCCGUGAGUAGUCCUCACCUCUAUAAUUACGUCAUUAGCCCUAACGUCCGUCCCUCGCCACAUGGUUCCUAGAAACAGCAACAACUACAAGAGUUUUUGCAACAGUACGUGAGCAUUUGUCACUUGGGACAUCAUCGAACAUUUUAGGAAUAUCCUAUAUAAUAACAAUAAAUAUAAAGUUUGAUUAACUCUCAGUAGCCACAAAAUUCUCCCGUCAUCCUGACUGCACAUCUGAUCUGGUGUGAACUGUGUUUUUGAUAACUUUGGAUCUUGACGACGAUGGCAUCAGAGAAUGCCUUGGCAGUUUCCCAGCAGCGGCUACCGCAGGAGACGCUCAGGCCAGACGACAAGGUGGAUGUGGCCAGGCUGGAUAAUGAGUCAUGCAGACCAGCAGUCAAGGUGGAAGUGGCCAGGUUGGGUAAGGAGUCGUGCAGGCCAGUAGACAGAGUAGAGGUCUUGAGAAGAGAGGUGGCCAGGCUUUCCCAGGAAUCGUGUGGAUCAGCAGACAAGGAAGAAAUGCACAAGCUGCCCCAGGAGGUGAGCAGGUCAGCAGACAAGGAAGAGAUGCACAGGCUGGCUCAGGAGGUGUGCAGGUCAGCAGACAAGGUGCAGGUGCUGAAGACAGAAGUGGCGAGGCUGCAUUCCAGUCUCAAGAUGGAAGAUGUGGAGGUGCGCAUGGAGACCCUAGCAAUGAUGUGCUCCCCAGAGCAACAGAUCCUCCCUCACCUGGUGUGUGUCAUAGAGCAUUGUCAGGAUGCUUCUCUGAUGGGAGCUGUAUGUGCUUUACUACAUGAUGCUCUCUUGCCCAGCAAUAAAGGAGAGGUUCGCCAAAAAAUACUUCAGACAUGUCUGUCUCUAAAUACUUCUGAAGUAAUUCUACGCACGCUUAAGGUUCUGUCUGCCGAUGGUCUGGAUGCUAUUGAAUCUUGUACAAGCUCAGCAUUUCAGGUUCUAGCAAAGCUGGCAUCAAAAGACCCCAAGCUGGCAGUGAAAGCAAGACUUGUUGGGAGCGUAAAGUUGAUACACCAGUUACUUCAGGCCCAUAUGAAAAGUACUAUUCCACUCCUUCCUUUACUGAUGGUGACUAAACACUUGGCCAAAAAUU
This is a messenger RNA of Cherax quadricarinatus, 2701 nucleotides long. The record is from RefSeq and is a predicted model, not a curated record. NCBI's taxonomy places the organism in Eukaryota, Metazoa, Arthropoda, Malacostraca, Decapoda, Parastacidae.